Molecule: messenger RNA, 4469 nt
Organism: Fundulus heteroclitus (mummichog)
Lineage: Eukaryota; Metazoa; Chordata; Actinopteri; Cyprinodontiformes; Fundulidae
Product: protein FAM13A
Exons: 26
Coding region: 231-3494 (1087 amino acids)
Biological process (GO): signal transduction
Source: RefSeq, a predicted model, not a curated record
ACUGACUCUGCCGGCACUGACAACAUUUAAAAAACAAAAAAAAACUCUAACUGGAUCUUCUUUUUGCUUCUGGAAGACACAAAUGUUGAGGAUUAAAGACCUUCCUGCCGCCGGGCAGGGGUCUGGGUUUUUGCCUCUGACAGAGUGAGAAGAGGAGGAGGAGGGAGGAGGAUAGCAGCAGUUUUUCCCCCACAUCUUUGAGCCUCUGCUGGAGUUUCUUUGGUGGAAGAAUGGGGGCAGGAGCUAUGACCAUCUGUCACAACCAGACUGCAGUGUUGGUCAAAGAAGACAUGAAGAAGAUGGUCCAGAUACCCAUGCUGAGAUCCAGGGCCGUGGCGUCCAAGAACACCAAGAUAUUCGGAACGUCCCUGCUGGAGCUGCGGGAGCAGGGCCUGGUGGAGGAUGGAGUGCCUCUGGUGGUGCAGAGGAUGGUGGAACACCUCAGGAAGCACGCGCUGCAUCAGGAAGGUCUGUUCAGAGUGAACGGCAACGUCCGGGCAGUGGAGACCCUGAAGCUGCGACUGGAGAGCAGCGGCGCCGCCGGCGACGACGACGUGGACCUGCUGUCGGAGUGCGAUCCGUGCACCGUGUCCAGUCUGCUCAAACGCUUCCUCAGGGAUCUGCCGGGAGGCCUGGUCGUCCCCACAGUGCAGCAGAGGCUGAUACAGCACUAUCAGGACAGUGGAGAUGAUGUUUCCUCGUCGGUGAUUAGAGAUCUGCUCCACCAGCUGCCAGAUGUUCACCACAGCCUUCUGCGCUACCUCUGCAACUUCCUGACUCUGGUGGAGAGGAACCGCGAAGAAAACCGCAUGACGGCCAACAACCUCGCUACCGUCUUUGGACCCAGUGUCUUUCAGGUGGCUCCCAGUUUUGAGGCAGUGAAGGAUCAGAAUAUUUGCAAUAAGAUCAUGGUCCAGCUCAUCCAGAACUACGGCUGCAUCUUCGAGGCCGAGGGCCCGGACGAUGGGAGCCACGCGGAGGAUCUUUCUGCUCUCAGACUCGUCAAGGCUAAGUUGAAAGAAGAAGACUCGAGAAAAUCAGCCAACCAUCUUAAUCCAGAUCAACAGAUGGAAGCUGAGCUUCAAAAUUCACUCGAAGACAUGAAACUUCUGAACAAAAGCUGCACUAAAACGCCAAAGAGAAAGAAGACAAAGGUUAAAAAGGGGAGGAACGACGGCGUGCCUCAAGUUGUUUGUCAGCCCAGACAGCCUGACGGGUCGCCCAGCUCAAGGUCCUUCUCCAUACCAAUAGUUUUACCGCUGACCUCAGAGCUGAGGAGUCCAAGCCCGGAGGUGACGGACACAUCCCCCCUGCCAGAACUGGACACACCAAGAACUGCUUCGCCGCAUGUUGACUUCAGCCUCUCUGGCAGCACGGAGGGCCUCAGCAGCUCCCAGGAUGAAGACAGGCCAGCGUCUCCGUUCUAUAUGAGUAACCACCUCUCCCCUGUCCGCUGCAGACCAGAUGUGGUGAAAAGCUUUCUGGACCAGACCAUUCGCUCAGCAGUGGAGCAGCACCUCUUUGACGUAAACCCCUCAGCAGAGCAGCAUUCAGAGACCCCGCGUCCUUCGAGCCCGAGGGGGACGCCAACGGCCCGACAGAGACGUCGACAGCAGAGGGAGCAGCAGGGGGACAGCCCCCGACACAGAAACCGAGCUGCGAACACCAGGGCCGACCCCAACAAGGAGAACGUCCCGUCGAGCGGCAGCAACGGUUCGGGGAGCGUGGGCGAGGACACGGGCAGCGGCGCGGACUCCGGGGGGGGCCAGAGCGGUCGUGCUGAGCGGACCUCCAAACCCAAGAAGUCCAAACAUUGCCCGACUCUAGUGCAGCUCACUGACAACCAGGCCGCCCACGCGCUUAAAGAAUGUGCUGAUGCAAGACCUGGAGAAAGACACAUGGACGCACUUCAUAAAGGGAAUGAAAAUUCAAGAAAAGACGGAUCUGGAUCCACUUUACCAACGCUAAGGAUGAAGAUCCAGGAGUCGCCCGUCGCCUGUGACGCGGGGAGGAUCGGAGGCGGGGAGGUGCGCGCCUCGGAGCCGGACCGGGAGGACGUUCCCCGGCUGGACCUGACAGCUCUGACCGAGGACAGCAGCUGGGGAGAUCCCCCCUUUCCUAACUCCUGUUUCCUCGAUUUCAAAAGCAUUUUCCACGCCGGCUGUUGCGAUGAGCCCAUCCCGGCGUGCCCGCUGCAGAGGGAGAGCAUGGACCGCGAGGAGGCGCGGCUGUCGCCCCACGCCGGGGGACGCCUGAUCCGCCAGCUGGUGGAGGAGGACAGCGACCCGAUGGUGUCCCCCCGUUUCUACGCCUACGGACACAGCCAGCAGUACCUGGACGACCCGGAGGUGCCUCCUUCGCCGCCGAACGCGCACUCCUUCAUCAGUCGCAGACGAAGUUCAUCUCUGGGCUCCUGCGACGACGAGAGAGAGGAGUUGACCUCCGCCCAGCUCUCAAAGAGGAUCCACGUGCUGAAGAAGAAGAUCCAGAGGUUUGAGGAGAGGUUUGAAGACGAGAGGAAAUACAGGCCGUCCCACGGCGAUAAAGCUGCAAACCCAGAAGUGCUGAGAUGGCUCAACGAGCUGGCCAGGCUUCGCAAGGAGCUGAAGGAACGCAAGCUGCUGAAGUCCGAGGAGGACCUGCCGCCCGUGACGCGCCAGCGCAGCAACACGCUGCCCAAAAGCUUCGGCUCCCAGCUGGAGAAGAAGCUCCAGCAGGAGAAGGCGCCCAAGCCUCCGGUGGAGAGCACGCUGGAGGCCAUCUUGAAGAAGCUGCAAGAGAAGAGGGAGGAGAUGAACCGGCCCGAGGACAUCAAGGAUAUGACACGGGAGCAGAUCGGAGCAGAAAAGGUGGCCAUGCAGAAAGCCCUGCUCCACUACGAGAGCAUCCACGGCCGGCCUGUGACCAAGAGCGAGAGGCAGAUCAUGAAGCCGCUGUACGACCGGUACCGGCUGGUGAAGCAGAUCCUCUGCAGGGCCUCCACCAUCCCCGUCAUCGGCUCCCCCUCCAGCAAGCGCCGAGGGCCCCUCCUUCAGCCCAUAAUCGAGGGUGAAACCGCGCUCUUCUUCGACGACAUCAAGGAGGAGGAGGACGGCUCGGAGGACGACGCAGACAUAAAGCCUCAGUUCACAGAGAACAUUCAGCCCGAGCUCGGCGUCUUCAGCUUCAUGGACGAGGAAGUCGACGGCUUCAUUUCCCCCGUGGACGACCUGUCCCCCUCAAAAACCACGGCGGACAUGGGGCUGUCCAACCUGCACUCGGCCACCAUGCAGGAACUCCUGGAGCAGCUUCAAGAGACGAGAGAAGAAAAGAAGCGGAUCCGCAAGAACCUGAAAGAGUUUGAGGACCAGUUCUUCAGACAGAACGGAAGAACCGUCCAGAAGGAGGACCGCUCCCCGCUCGCAGACGAGUACCACGAAUACAAACACGUGAAGGCCAAACUGCGACUGCUGGAAGUCCUCAUCAGCAAAAGAGACUCUACUAAGUUCAUCUGAGAUGAUAUCCAUUUAAAAAAAAUAAUAAUAAACUGCUAGGACUGGUGCUCAGUUUCCUGUGAUGCAAACAUCUCACUCUGUUGGAAUAAAGCGGGAACAAGACGCUGCUCUGGGAACAGACGAAGCCGGCCGCUCCUCCUGGGAAGUCCUUCUCCGCCGGACCUCAACGCCGAAGCGAGAUUCUUCUUCAGCCAAGGCGGCGCGCGCACAAAUAAACCUAAAUCACUGAUAAUUUAUUUCCAGCUAUAUAUUUUUUUCUUAUGUUAAACUGUAGAAAAACCUUUUCAAAAGUAAAAGCCUAAUAUUAUUAUUUAGGAGAAAAUAGUCGUGAAGAUUGUUGCUAUUUUUGAAGGACUUUGCGAUGAAGACGCGUAUUUAUGCAUAUUUUUCUAAGGGAGAUGUUACCGUUUGUAUCAGUUUCCACGCAAAUUGAAUAGCUUCAGUUAUUUCAGUUCUGGCCACCAUUUAACCGUCUGAAAUGAUCUUUUUUUGUUUUUGCUUCUUUAGAAGUCGAAUCGAAUACUUGCUCACUAACAGAAAUGGAUUUGUCUUUCACUACGGCCCGAGUAGCGGCACUGAUCACUCAAACUGCUCGUUUCUGUGGCCACUUUUUAGCGUUUGGUGGGAAACCGUGUUCGCUUCUCACUUUAUGGCGGAUAAGCUGGUCUGUAGGUCACUGUGGGUUUUUUUUUUUGUUUUUUUUUUCACAACGCUGUUCAAAGCAGACGAACGUGCAGGAGAGGACGUGGCCGCCCGUUUGUUUCUCUGUAAAUACGGAUCACCGAGUAUGUUUACGUUUCUGUGAGCGAGUCGUUUUAUCUCCUUUCUUUCUCCAAAAUGGAUGAUUACCUGUGUGAAUUUUGUUUUCACUUAGUGUAAACACUGGCCAGGCUUAACAAAUCCUGAGUGUGUACAUUUUAGUACAUAAAAUUGUAUUUUGUAUAUAAUAUGAAUUAAAUCAUAUUUUUACCGACA